GUUUUCACCGGAACCGGAACUCCCUCCUUUCUCUCCCUCUUCCUCUGCUGGAAAAGGAACCGCCAUCAUGUCGUCUCACCUGCAGUGGAUGGUGAUCAGGAACAACUCCAGCUUCCUCAUCAAGAGGAACGGACAGACCUACAGCACUGAGCCAAACAACCUGAAGGCCAGGAAUGCAUUCCGCUUUAACGGCCUCAUUCACCGUAAGACAGUCGGUGUAGAGCAGGCAGCUGAUGGCAAGGGUGUCGUCGUCGUCCUGAAGAAACGUACAGGUCACCGCAAACCAGCGAAAGCGUACGAGAAGAUCACCAUCAACAAGAACUCUCGCACCACGCUGAACCGCCUAAGGAACAUCAUCUGCAAAAACAAGUACAGGAAGGACCUCUGCAUGGCUGCCCUGAGGCGGGCCAGCGCCAUCCUGAAGAGUCAGAAGCCUGUAGUGGUGAAGAAGAAGCGCUCCAGAGCUGCCAAGAGUGCAUAAACGUGUACACACACACCACAAAUGCUUAAUUAAUAAAGAUUUUGGUCAAAUA
Molecule: messenger RNA, 533 nt
Organism: Hemibagrus wyckioides
Lineage: Eukaryota; Metazoa; Chordata; Actinopteri; Siluriformes; Bagridae
Gene: rpl28
Product: ribosomal protein L28
Exons: 5
Coding region: 68-481 (137 amino acids)
Biological process (GO): translation
Cellular component (GO): cytosolic large ribosomal subunit; ribosome
Molecular function (GO): structural constituent of ribosome
Source: RefSeq, a predicted model, not a curated record